Molecule: messenger RNA, 3835 nt
Organism: Syngnathus typhle (broad-nosed pipefish)
Lineage: Eukaryota; Metazoa; Chordata; Actinopteri; Syngnathiformes; Syngnathidae
Product: protein FAM180A
Exons: 4
Coding region: 3109-3645 (178 amino acids)
Source: RefSeq, a predicted model, not a curated record
CUUUUUUUCCCUACGAGUGAAUAAAAAGAUGCCAAUUACCGUUAGCCAGGCUGCCGUUUGUCGUCGGGUCAAUCCGGGCCGGGGGGGGGCGGACGACCAACCCAACUGUCUGGCCGGGCUCUCGGCGGUGAUUGGCAGACGCCGUCAUUAGCAGCAGCACGUUAAGCGCCGCUUCCGUUGUGACCAGACGGCUCAACGUGCUGUUUAAUGAAGUAGCAAAUCCAAAUCAUUAGCAGAAUUGAUACGGACCCGCCAUUGCCUUACGGGCAUAUUUGCCGCCUCCUCGCCCCCUCCCCCAUAUGAGUGAUGUGUGACUAAUGUCUAACUUGUGUCAGAUUGCGCCUUGUGCUUUUAUUGACUUUCUGCUCAGAUGGACUGAUCUGAUUGUCUUUCCCCUCCUCAUUUGCCGCAUGGUGUCCAUGUCUGUCUUGGCUCACCUUCCUUUCCUCUUGUUUUCUUGCACUGGCGCUCCUCCGGGCAGGCUGGCUAAUUCAGUUGGAGUCUCUCGGGACAAAAAGUUCACGUGCACUCUAUUAACCCUUUUGCGGGGGCACCUUACCGUAUGCAAAUGAGUAUCGCGGCUCGCUCGGCACACGCCGUUAUCGCCACCUCGCGCCGUAAUGAAUGUUUACUAAACAGAAGGCUGGGUUUGAAUGUUUUCCAUGUAAGCAAGGUGAGCAAUUAAUGCGAAUACCAAGACUUGAAAAUGGUGGUGGGCUGCCACUUUUCAACGCAUUGCACUUUUGCUACUAAUUAGCAGAUUAUUGCAAAGUCAGCAUGGCGGCAUCACGCUGUCUCCUCACCAGCUCUUAUUAGCAAACCUGUCAAACUUUCCCACUCUGCCAACUUUGUAACCUCCCGAGUUCUUUCCUUCACAGCCGCCCGCCCGCCCGCCCGCCUGCCUAUUCAUGCAGCUUAGAAAAUAGGAAUAAAAAUGUUCCAUGCCUUGCUUCUCAUUUCCUGACCUUUGCUUAAUGUCUUUGUCAGCUUCCUGCUAAUAAACAACAUUUGUAUCCAGGUGCCAGCAGACAAAUGGGCAAUCUAAUGAAAAUGCUGCCGCCACACUUGAGUUGCCCAAUAUACUGUUUGUUUUCCCAGCUGAGGUAAAAACCAAAAGCGCCGCCUGUAGAAUUGCCAUUAAAUAUGACUUCGCUGUUAACCACCUGUUCUACAAAAAAAAAGUUAUUGAUUCCGUAUGAGGGAGAGCUUUUUUUUUUUUCCCCGUUGCUCUCUAACAAGCCGCCCGGCCGCAGGUGGCUUGUUUGUCUUCAUUAAAAAGUGAAUAUUGUGCCUUUGAUUCACGCCACGAGUCAUAUUUCCACGGGUAUACCUCGGGGACAAUUAUUCCGGCUAAACGGGUGACACUUAUUUCCCCGUGCGAGUGCGAAGGUCGAGUCGGUCCGCGUGUCGGCCAUCGCAGACCUUCCGGACGUUGAGUUUUGCUGGCGAGGAUUUUCCAUCCAUUGCGAAUCUCCAGCCAAUCAGCUUCUUAUCUCAACAGUGAUUUCCAAUUUGGUCUCCAGCUUCCUCCAUGUCCAGGUGUUCAUCUUUCCAGAUGUUCUCCUAUCUGUGGGGGUCUCUAGCCAAUCAAUUUCUCAUUUUUUCCUGAUACUACUUCUGCCUGUCAUUUUUAUUUUCCCACCUCGUGUCCAAGUUGUAUUAUUAGCUUCACUAACUAGCCCCCCCCCUGCGCCCACGCUUACCCGUGGUCUUACUAACGACUUCAUCAUCACUCAAUCAUCUGCGCCGGCUCAAUUUUUCUUAAGUAAAUAUUCAUGAACGCUCCUCCCGGCCGUGUUUUAUUUCUGAAAGAUUCUACUCAGGCCUCGAUCUCGUGCGGAAGGAAGCCUCUUAUGUCCGUCGCUCCUCUCGCUCCGUUCGGCCUCCGCAAGUUGUGCAUCUGCCGCCCCGCCGUCUCAUUAAUUCCGUCCUUGCGCCCUUUUUGGAUCCUGACUCACUGACUCGGGGAAUCACUGGCUUAUGUCAGUUAAUGGGCUGUCAAGGCCUCAUCACCUCUAGCUCUACUCGCUAAUGAUGAGUCAGUCGGAUGUCUCGUUCGGUAUCAGUUGAGCGGCGCCCUUUGCGGAAUCCCCCCCCACAUGCACACGCACUCGCUGUGAUUUUUGUGGCGUCCACUUUUAAUUGCUAAUUACGCUGUCGCCAAAGUUUGACCACUACAAAUGAAAAGCUUCAAUCGCUGAGGCUGAUUGGGUCCGAUAAUGGCGAGAUGAAAUAUCACUUUGCGGCCGGGGGAAAAAAUAAGGAUAUUCAUUUUAAAGUCCAAAACCGAGUGACUUCAAUUGUGUUUGUUGCGUUCCCCUUAAAGACGGGGGAAACUGACUGAUUACUGACUGCUUUGCCAUAAUGACUGCAGUUUUGUUUUAUUUUAUCCCCCCCAAGACAUCAAUGUCUCCACACUGCCCCCCUGUGGCCAAGGCCACCACUGCGCCCUUACUCAUAGCCGGUAUAUAUCCACGUGUGUGAUGUCAGUAAAAUGUAAUGACAAGCAUCACACCACUAACACUGUUCUUGAAUUGGAGGACAGGCACAAUGCUGAGAGCCUCUCCACCUUUCCUUGUAAUGUCGUAUCCGAGUGGGCUCGACUAGUUUCUCCCACUCGUAAUCUCUGUGUUUAUGUCUCUCCAAGCUUAUGGAAGGGAAAAAAAAAUUCAUAUCUACUUGUACUGCCGGGUGCAGAACAGCUUGUCGCUCGCAUGCACGUACGCACACAAAACAAGCGCAGCAGAUCUGAUUUGCUCUUCGGUCGUGGACUUUUUAAAAGGCGGAUAAUAUUCCGCCGGCGUUCUUGAGGGAAAUUAAAAAGAGGCGCCGGCAAACAACAAGGCGGCAGAUAUCAACGUUUAACCCCCCACCCCUCUUUGAUAAGAGCCCCAAGCAGGCUUUGCUCUCGUUGGAACCAAAAGCAUCUGAGGCUCCGGUCACAUCAAUGACACUUUUACUCCACGUUUUCAAUAUUGUUUUUGGGAGAAACAUUAAUGGCAAGAAAAAGCUUCAGGUCCAGUCGGCGUGCGAGCCGCGCCAAAGAGGGAGGUCGGGUCCGGUCCAGACGUCUGAUUGGUUCCAGAUGACAGACGGAGUCGGUGCAAGAUGACACGAGACGACGGACGGGUGAGCAGACGCUUCCCGAUGGCCUCCGACGUGCUUGUGGCGCUUUUUCUCUUCUGCGGCCUGGCGUCCGCUCAACAUCCUCGCUCAGCUUUGUACCCAGCGGCGUUGCAUCCAAAGCGUGGUGCACCCUGGCCGCUCCAUCCUUCCUUCCUGCAGUCUGUGAAAGAUGUGGAGCUCCUCUUUGAGAUCCUUUUGUCCGGAAUGACAAUCCGGCGCCAAGAGCCGCUCGUCAUCCCCGACCCGGAGCUGGCGUCCCUGCGGGGCGCUCGCUCGCUGGAGCUCACCUGCGACGACAUCCUCCCCAAGAGCCUCCCGGAGGUCCUGCGUCUGUCCGCCCGGUUGGACGGACGUCACCGCCGCCCUCUGAGCGCGCCAGACUUUGAGAGGACGGUGCUGACGCUGGUCUACGCCGCCCAGACCGCGGCCGCCGCAGCCAAUGGGACGGAGCGCCGCCGGGCCUGGGCCGAUUCCCUCGUCCGCCUCUUCGGGGCCAUCCGGAAGGACCUGGAUUUCUAACAAUUGUAGCGCUGACGUGGGGCGGAAAUGAAAAGAGAAGACAGGAAUUUCCUGCCUUUCCUGGAGAAGGAUUAUUAUGAAUCUUUGAGGAUUAUUGAUUGAUGGUGAGUGAAUCAUAAUAGAAAAACACUAUCAUUGACUGUAAGAAAAUGUCUAAAUAUUUCAGAUAAACAAACCAGUGUUUCAUGCA